Molecule: messenger RNA, 535 nt
Organism: Pistacia vera
Lineage: Eukaryota; Viridiplantae; Streptophyta; Magnoliopsida; Sapindales; Anacardiaceae
Product: probable serine/threonine-protein kinase abkD
Exons: 3
Coding region: 95-535 (146 amino acids)
Cellular component (GO): endoplasmic reticulum; Golgi apparatus
Source: RefSeq, a predicted model, not a curated record
CCACUCCAUAUUCUCUUAAUGAAAUGACAAUAUAUAUACAUGACACUGAACACAAGAAGGAGAAAUUUUCGAUCAACUAACUUGAGACGCUGAGAUGGGGUGGGGAAACAUUUACAUAAGACGCAUCAAAGUGUACAAGCUGGCUUUCAGAGUUUUCCUGGACUACAAGGUUGUACAGAUAAAAGCGAAAUGGAUUGAAAAAUCUAAAAGAGAUGGUUUAUGGGAGGAAGCUCAUAACCGAAAUGGUAAGCGUAUUGUGAAUCUGAUAACAGAGUUGAACGGUUUAUGGGUGAAACUUGGACAGUACUUAUCAGGGCGUGCCGAUGUGCUUCCGGUGGAGUACAUAACUCUUCUCAAACAAUUACAAGACUCACUUCCUCAACGUCCUGUACAAGAGGUGGUUCUUCUUCUACCUUUCAACUUAAACUUGCGUAGUAGAAGAUUAUGGAAGUCUCAAUUUGAUUUUGUUAGGCUAAUUUCUAUGAGCAGGCUGAAUACUGAAGGAUUAGAGAUUACUUGUUUGCCUAUAUUAUGA